AUGGCUACUCGUCUCGACAAGAUGGUUCUUGACGCUCUUGAGGAUAUCGCGGUCACCACUAAGAAGCCCAUCGACGAGGUGUUGCAAGCCGCGCAGAAAAUCAUCGAGAACAAUCUCGUCAAGACAGAGUCAGACAAUGCAGAUGAGAUAUCGGCACAGGCCAAGCCGGCUGCUGCUGCUCCUAUCAGCAACUCUCGCAACGCCGGAACUUCCAGUGCCAACAAUCCAAUAGUUUCUUCCUUCAAGCCAGCCACUGCCGAAACCGCUGCCACCAAAACCAAACGCGCCGCCCCGAAGAGCAAGGGUUCCGCGGCCAAGCAGACGACUCCAAAGGUCAAGGCUUCUGCCUCUGCCUCUGGCACCGCUUCUGAUGCUUCUGCGGAUGAGAGAGAUAUCAAACAGUUCACUUGCGAAUUCCCCGGCUGCUCAAGGGCUUUCCUCCACAAAAGCUCGCGUAGUCGUCACUACAAACUCAAUCACAAAGCAAGCUUUACGAAAAAGGAUGAGAACGAAGUUGACGUCAAAUGA
Messenger RNA from Colletotrichum spaethianum, 528 nucleotides. RefSeq lists its product as uncharacterized. Bases 1 to 528 code for a protein of 175 amino acids. The record is from RefSeq and is a predicted model, not a curated record. The transcript is spliced from 2 exons. NCBI's taxonomy places the organism in Eukaryota, Fungi, Ascomycota, Sordariomycetes, Glomerellales, Glomerellaceae.